Messenger RNA from Colossoma macropomum (tambaqui), 2851 nucleotides. It is a transcript of the gene dhx32a, whose product is annotated as DEAH (Asp-Glu-Ala-His) box polypeptide 32a. The record is from RefSeq and is a predicted model, not a curated record. Gene Ontology annotation, cellular component: intracellular anatomical structure; spliceosomal complex. Gene Ontology annotation, molecular function: RNA binding. The transcript has 11 exons. Bases 263 to 2473 code for a protein of 736 amino acids. NCBI's taxonomy places the organism in Eukaryota, Metazoa, Chordata, Actinopteri, Characiformes, Serrasalmidae.
CCCUAAAUCCAUCGAGACCUUCUCAUUGGUGCGGCACGUGGGUUCAGCUCUGUAAUGAUGAGAGAGGCUAAGCAGAACAGCCGCAGCAACAAGUGUCCGAGUGAUAGACCUAAAACUGGAAGUACGAGGUGUUUCGGACAUUACAUAGCAGAGAUGUCGUAUGCGCUUGUUUAGAAGCUCACAGGAGAGUGAUUACUGAGAACCAGCACAUUUUGGGACAAACUGAAGACUCUAGGAGCCCUUUGUGAGCCGGGUGGGCGCCAUGGAGCUCAGCAGCAGUGCUGAAGAAAGAGAACUAAGUUCACAGUUUGUGGAGGGAUCCGAUGAUGUGUUUGGCUUUGGAGAUGAUCUGGAGCUGAACCAGUUCGAUGGUCUGCCCUACUCCUCCCGAUAUUACAAACUUCUGAAAGAGAGAAAGAGCCUCCCAAUCUGGGGAAGCAGAGGAGAAUUCAUUAAGGCCUUAGAAAGCAAUCAGCUCAUCAUCGUCUCAGGCACGACGAAGACUGGAAAAAGUACACAGAUUCCCCAGUGGUGCGCGGAGUUCUGUCUGUCAGCACAGUAUCAGCAUGGUGUGGUGGUCUGUAGUCAAAUCCAGAGGCAGCAGGCCGUAGACCUGGCCUUGCGUGUAGCUGAUGAGAUGGAUGUCAACAUUGGCCAUGAGGUGGGCUACUGCAUACCACUGGAGAAUUGCUGCUCCAGUGAUACUAUUCUCAGGUAUUGCACCGACGAUGUUCUACUCAGAGAGAUGAUGUCAGACCCAUUACUAGAGCACUAUGGGGUGGUGGUGAUUGACCAGGCCCAUGAACGCACAGUGAGCACAGACCUUCUCCUUGGUCUGCUUAGGGAGGUUCUCAUCCAGCGUCCAGAGCUCCGGGUCGUGGUGCUGUCUGUCCCCCCAGCCUCAGACACACUGGUCGCGCACUACGGGGGUGUUCCCCACCUGCAUGUGGAGGCCACAGGCUCUUCUGAGGUGGUCUACAGCAGUGGAGGCAGAACAGAGAGCUUCUGUGCCGCUCUGAGGCUCGUUCUGGAGGUGCACAGGGCCAAAGAGCCAGGGGACUUGGCUGUUUUCCUUGCCUCGGAACAGGAGGUCGGCUGUGCCUGCAAUCUUCUGGCUAAAGAAGCAGCCAGGCUAAGCAGUAAUCUUGGGGACCUGGUGCCAGUGGCUCUGUGCCCGGGCCAUGCCGGGAUCUGCCCACCAAUCACCGAAGGACAGAAUAAAAGCAGGAGGGUCUUUCUCUCCUGCAGCCAGUCAGAAGACAUGUUUUGGUCAGUGGGCACAGUGAAUUUUGUGAUUGACACUGGAGUGGAGAAGAGAUAUGUGUAUAACCCACGUGUGAGAGCCAAUUCCGAGGUGAUCAGACCUAUCAGUAGAUGUCGGGCGGAGAUCCGUAAACAGUUGUCGGGCUCAGCAGGGAAGUGUUUCUGCCUGUACCCUGAAGAGGCUGAGCUGCCUGCUGAGAUUCCUGCUCGGAUCCUGGAAGCGAACAUCACCUCCGCUGUGCUCUUCCUGAAGAGGAUGGAGGUGGCUGGACUCGGGCACUGUGACUUCAUCAGCAGGCCAGAUCCUGAAGGCUUGAUGCAGGCUUUGGAAGAGCUGGAUUAUCUUGCAGCGUUGGAUGAUGAUGGAAACUUGUCUGAGAUUGGGAUCAUAAUGUCUGAGUUCCCACUGGACCCACAGAUGGCCAAGGCCCUGCUAGCCUCCUGCGAGUUUGAUUGUGUUAACGAAGUGUUAACUAUUGCAGCAAUGCUAGCAGCUCCAAGCUGCUUUGUGGAGCCCCCUUUUGGCAUGGAGACAGAAGCCAUGCAAUGCCACAAGAAGUUGUAUCACCCAGAGGGAGACCAUUUCACUCUGAUCAACAUCUACAAUGCUUUUAAAUGCAGUCAGAGAGAACCAUAUUUCACGCAGGAAAAGUGGUGUCAGGACUACUUUCUGUGCUCUGCGGCUCUGCAGACCGCAGAUGCCAUAAGAGCUGAACUGACUGACAUACUGAAGAGGCUUGAACUCCCACUCUCUGAGCCUGCUUUUGGCACCAAGACCAACACCUUGAACAUCAAGAGAGCACUGCUAGCUGGCUACUUCAUGCAGAUUGCUCGGGAUGUGGAUGGCUCGGGAAAUUAUUUCAUGUUGAGCAAUAAGCACGUAGCGCAGAUUCACCCUCUUUCUGGUUAUGGCGCAAAAGCACAAAAGCUUGGUCUGCCCGAGUGGGUGCUGUUCCAUGAGUACACGCUGUCCGACAACAACUGUGUCCGCACGGUCACACAAAUCUCCCCUGAGGUGUUCAUUCAAAUGGCACCACAGUAUUUUUUCUACAACCUGCCCUCUAGUGAGAGUAAGGAGCUACUGCAGCACAUUAUGGACAAUGAAGGGUCUGGGAGCACCAAGAGAAGACAGAAGAAUCAGCCUGUCGUCACAGAGACACCAAAAGAAUCGGAAGAGUCCCAGUCUUACGACAGAUGUGUGAUACAGUGAUUAUGAAAAGGCAGGUCUGCUGUGAACUCUAAAGCUUGUCCAUGUGACCUGCCAAACCAGACUGCUCCAGACAAAAUAUGUUGGCCCACAUGCUGCACAUGAGCAUGUCAGUCGUCAGUCAUGGGAGUGUAAAUGUCACAUUAGAGACGUUAACGUCUACAUCUUAAGGGUUUUCAGGGAUUAUAUGCACACUUCUUUCAAAAAUGCUGAUGCAGUUUUAACAUAUGAGCACACAGAAAAGGGGGGCUGAUCCUAGACCAGCACUUAGAGAUACAGCACAUGUUGGGCUUAUUAGCACCCUCAAACUUGAAGCAUACUGUUGUAAAUAUGGACUGUCAAACAUUUUGUACCGCUGCCCAUAAAGAGAGUAAUGACAAA